Molecule: messenger RNA, 1821 nt
Organism: Saccharomyces kudriavzevii IFO 1802
Lineage: Eukaryota; Fungi; Ascomycota; Saccharomycetes; Saccharomycetales; Saccharomycetaceae
Gene: CHS5
Product: Chs5p
Exons: 1
Coding region: 1-1821 (606 amino acids)
Biological process (GO): conjugation with cellular fusion; Golgi to plasma membrane transport
Cellular component (GO): trans-Golgi network; exomer complex
Molecular function (GO): protein dimerization activity
Source: RefSeq, a predicted model, not a curated record
AUGUCUUCAGUUGAUGUACUGUUAACAGUAGGUAAAUUGGACGCCUCAUUGGCGUUACUAACCACCCAGGAUCAUCAUGUUAUUGAGUUUCCUACCGUGCUACUACCAGAAAAUGUUAAGGCCGGAUCUAUCAUCAAAAUGCAAGUUUCUCAAAAUUUGGAAGAAGAACGAAAACAAAGAAAGCAUUUCAAGAGCAUCCAAGCAAAAAUCUUAGAAAAAUAUGGUACUCACAAACCUGAAAGCCCAGUUUUGAAAUCUGUCAACGUCACGCAAACAAGUUGUGUUUUGGCAUGGGAACCAUUGAAGCUUGGCUCAGCGAAAUUGAAAUCCCUGAUCCUUUAUAGAAAGGGGAUACGUUCGAUGGUAAUUCCAAACCCAUUCAAAGUAACUACUACUAAAAUAUCUGGUCUUUCCGUUGAUACGCCAUAUGAGUUCCAAUUAAAGCUAACAACCACCUCAGGAACAUUGUGGUCUGAAAAGAUCAUAUUGCGUACGCGCAAAAUGACAGAUAUGUCUGGUAUUACCGUAUGUCUGGGUCCGUUGGACUCGUUGAAGGAAAUUUCAGAUGCUCAGAUAUCCCAAUGUUUAUCUCAUAUUGGCGCAAGACCCUUACAACGUCGCGUUGCCAUAGAUACUACACAUUUUGUCUGUAAUGAUUUAGACAAUGAAGAGAGCAAUGAAGAGUUAAUGAAGGCCAAACACAACAACAUACCUAUUGUCAGACCAGAAUGGGUGAGGGCGUGUGAGGUAGAGAAGAGAAUUGUAGGUGUUAGAGGAUUUUACUUGGACGCAGAUCAGAGCAUACUGAAAGACUAUACUUUCCCACCCGUAAAUGAAAAAGAGCUCGCAAAUUCAAAUGAUGAUGAAACUGUACCUGUGACAGCUGUUGAAAAUAAAGAACCUGAAACUACUGAAGAUGCUAAGCAGAUUGAAACGCACAACGACGGGGACAGGCUUACACACACUAAAGAAGAAAUAGAAGAAAAAGAAGGUGAAGCGACCCAAGAAAGUCCUGUUGAAGACACAUUGCAUGUUUCUGCAACUUUGGAGAAUGAAAACACUGCCGAGACUGUUAAUCCAUCCGUAAGAAGUUUGAAGAGUGAACCAGUUGGCACUCCGAAUAUCGACGAAAACAAAGUGGUCCCUUCCGUAGAGGGCGUAGAAGAAAAACCGAAUGAAAGUGAGGCUCUGCUUGCUCCAAAUGAAGACGCCCCAGAACAGAUUCCUGAGAAUCUCGAGAACAAAAAUACAGAUGUUAACGGACAAACCACUAACGUAUUGAUGGAGACCGAAGAAGAACAGGAGAAUAUACGAAGUGAUGAAAAUAACGUGGAAGCAAAAGUGAUCGAGGAGAACGACGAAACUCUGGAAGGUGCAGUUGCCAAACCUGAAACUCCAGACGUUGAACUUGAAACUCCGGAAGUAAAUGACUUAUUAGAAGGAGCAGAUGAACCUUCCAGAGAAUCAGUUUCAGAGAAUCAGCAAGAAGAUAUAGAAUGUGAAACCGUACCCCAGACCGCUAUCAAGAGUACUACAGUUGAACCAACCAAUGAAAGUGAGCCAACAGAAUUAGGGAUCCAAGAGGAUGUCAGCGAUCAUUCCGAGGGAGCUAGCUCCGAAGUGAACAUCCCUAACAAGGAAGCUCAAAUCUCUGCAGAUCUUGAAGGUAGUCAAGACGCAGAAGAACAAGAAAUUACAGAACCUGACGCAGCUGUCGAUGACGUUUUGCCCACGAAAGAGCCUAAAAAGAACAACGGCAAUACUAAUAACAACAACAAGAAGAAGAAUAAGAAGAGUAAAAAAAAGGGGAAGAAAAAAUGA